GGGUGUUGCACUCAAUUCCUUCCCCUUCUUCCUCCUAUGCACGUUGCCGUCCGGGUGGAUCUCUCAGGACCCAGUGACACCUGCCCGUCUGUUAUCGCCAUGACUAAGGAGGAGAACAAAGGUGCGGCUGAGGACCCAGCUCAGUCAAAGAAAGCGCUAAAGAAACAACAGAAGGAAGCGGAGAAAGCUGCGAAGAAGGCCGAGAAACAGGCCAAGUUGGCCUCUGAACAGCAAGCAGAAGAUGAGGAGGAUUUUGCUAAAGACCGAUAUGGUGUUCCCGCCAUGAUCCAAUCACAGGAAAAGUCAGACAGAGUUUUGGUGAGGGUGAAGGAUCUGACUGUGGAGAAUGCUGAUAAAACUGUGUGGGUCCGUGCCAGGGUUCACACAAGCAGAGCCAAAGGAAAGCAGUGUUUCUUAGUCCUGCGUCAGCAGCAGUUUAAUGUCCAGGCUCUGGUGGCUGUGGGAGAUCGCGCUAGCAAGCAGAUGGUAAAGUUCGCUGCCAAUAUCACCAAGGAAAGCAUUGUUGACGUGGAAGGUAUUAUACGGAAAGUGGAUCAGAAAAUUGAGAGCUGUACUCAGCAAGAUGUAGAGCUGCACGUAGAAAGGAUCUAUGUGAUCAGCGCAGCUGAGCCACGUCUGCCUUUGCAACUGGAGGAUGCAGUGCGGGCUGAGACCGAGGGAGAAGAGGAAGGAAGGGCUACCGUAAACCAGGAUACAAGACUGGACAAUAGAGUAAUUGAUUUAAGGACGUCAACUAGCCAAGCGGUGUUUGGUCUCCAGUCUGGGAUCUGUCAGCUUUUCCGAGAGACUCUUACUCAAAAAGGGUUUGUGGAAAUCCAGACUCCCAAAAUAAUUUCUGCCGCCAGUGAAGGAGGAGCCAACGUUUUCACCGUUUCCUACUUUAAAACCAGUGCCUAUCUAGCUCAGUCCCCGCAGCUCUACAAGCAGAUGUGUAUUUGUGCUGACUUUGAGAAGGUAUUCUGCAUUGGGCCAGUUUUCCGGGCUGAAGACUCCAACACCCAUCGACAUCUGACAGAGUUUGUUGGUCUGGAUAUUGAAAUGGUGUUUAAUUAUCAUUACCACGAGGUGAUCGAUGAGAUUGCAGACACCCUAGUUCAGAUCUUCAAAGGCCUUCAGAAAAGGUUCCAGACAGAGAUUCAGACGGUGUGCAAGCAGUUUCCCUGCGAGCCUUUCAAAUUCCUGGAGCCGACCCUGCGCCUGGAGUAUAAUGAAGGAGUGGCAAUGCUGUGCGAGGCUGGCGUCGAAAUGGGAGAUGAAGAAGAUCUUAGCACUCCUAACGAAAAGCUUCUGGGGCGCCUGGUCAAAGAGAAGUACGACACAGAUUUCUACAUCCUAGACAAGUAUCCGCUGGCCGUAAGACCUUUCUAUACCAUGCCCGAUCCUCAAGAUCCUAAAUAUUCCAACUCCUAUGACAUGUUUAUGAGGGGAGAAGAAAUCCUAUCUGGAGCUCAGAGAGUGCAUGAUGCCCAGCUGCUAACGGACAGAGCACAGCAUCAUGGGAUUGAUCUGGAGAAAAUCAAGUCAUACAUCGACUCUUUCCGUUUUGGCGCUCCUCCUCAUGCUGGUGGUGGAAUUGGUUUGGAACGUGUGACCAUGCUGUAUUUAGGGCUGCACAAUGUCCGCCAAACAUCCAUGUUCCCCCGUGAUCCUAAGAGAUUGACCCCAUAGACAAACUUGUGGAUCUAGAGGGAAGUGACCUGCUUCCAACCCGUAACGCCAGGGUUUAGGACAAUAAUCUUUAUCCACCCCACCCAAGCACGCCAAAAUGUAAACGCAGCAUUUUGUACGGAAAUUAAAUCACUCUACGAUAGAUUUUAACAGAUUUUCAAACUAAUAUAUUUACUUGAAUGUUUUCUAAAGAGCCAUUUAAAAGCAACACUGUAAUCAUAGGUUCUGCAUAUAAAUUGUUAAAUUGCUGCGGCGUAGAAAGAACCCUGUAAUUAUGUGAACAAUAGCAAGAACAUAACAAAGAGGCGAAGCAGGUUGUAUAGAAGCAUUGAAUAAAAUUGUGUGAUAUACUA
Pelobates fuscus (common spadefoot toad) is the source of this 2042-nucleotide messenger RNA. RefSeq names its product aspartyl-tRNA synthetase 1 (gene DARS1). Gene Ontology annotation, cellular component: cytoplasm; aminoacyl-tRNA synthetase multienzyme complex; cytosol. Gene Ontology annotation, biological process: aspartyl-tRNA aminoacylation. Gene Ontology annotation, molecular function: ATP binding; RNA binding; aspartate-tRNA ligase activity. The transcript is spliced from 18 exons. The coding region runs from base 37 to 1689 and encodes 550 amino acids. NCBI's taxonomy places the organism in Eukaryota, Metazoa, Chordata, Amphibia, Anura, Pelobatidae. The record is from RefSeq and is a predicted model, not a curated record.